GUCUGCACUUGCAGCAGGAAACAGAACAAAGCUUCCGGUGGUGAAAGUUCAGUGCCAUUGCGUUGUUUUGGUAGCUAGCUUGUUGGUUUGCUUGACAACAUAUCCCCAGUUCAAUUUUAAUCACCAGUGGCAGGUUAUUUGUUGUUUUCAAUGUUUUCUUUUUGUCCUGUGUAGCUUAUGCUACCCUGCGAAAUACAACAACGAUAUUCCUAUUUAAAAUCAGCGUCACUUAGCUAAUUUCUUCAACAUGACUUCUCGACGACCUGAUAGCUUUGACGGCUUAGGUUAUAGGGGAAGGGAGGAUCCGUCAUACGGUGGGGGCUACUCUGGAAGGUCAUUCAAUAAUGCAUCUAAUGCUGACCUGCAGCAGUGGGUCACGACCCCCCCUGACAUCCCUGGUAGCCGAAAUUUGCAUUUCGAUGAGCGAACACCUCAAUCUGAGACGGGCCCUGCACCUCCGGGGUCCGACGAUCCUCAGGCAGCGGCUCCACCAUCCGAGCAGUUAAACCGAUUUGCGGGAUUUGGCAUUGGACUCGCAAGCCUCUUUACAGAAAAUGUCCUGGCUCAUCCAUGCAUCGUGUUUCGUCGCCAAUGCCAGGUUAAUUAUCACGCACGGAACUAUCAUCUGUCCCCAUUUACUGCGGUCAGUGUGAUGUACAACUUCACAAAAUCUCAGGGUCCAAAGGCUUUAUGGAAAGGAAUGGGUAGCACUUUUGUAGUCCAGGGAGUCACACUUGGAACAGAGGGCAUCAUCAGUGAAUGCACUCCCUUACCAAGAGAAUUAUCACACAAGUGGAACCCCAAGCAAGUUGUUGGACACCUAGUGCUGAAAGGUCUGACGUAUGUUGUUGCCAUGCCUUUCUACUCUGCAAGUCUCAUUGAGACCGUUCAGAGUGAGAUCAUUCGGGACAACCCGGGCAUCCUGGACUGCGUGAAGGAGGGCGUGGGCCGCGUCAUGGGCCUUGGCGUGCCGCACAGCAAGCGGCUGCUGCCCCUGUGGGCGCUGGUCCUGCCCACCGCUCUCCACGGCAUCCUGCACUACAUCGUCAGCUCCACCGUGCAGAAGCUCGUCCUGGCGCUGCUCCGCCGCCGCCGGCCUUCACCCCCCUCCUCGCCACCCUCCCCGUCGAAGAACGAUGGCGCCGCCUCGGGCCAGGCGGACGCCGUGCAGAGCAUGCUGGACGCCUACUUCCCCGAGCUCAUGGCCAGCUUCUGCGGCAGCCUGUGCGCCGACGUGCUGCUCUACCCUGUGGAAACGGUGCUGCACCGGCUCCACAUCCAGGGCACUCGCACCAUCAUCGACAACACCGACCUGGGCUUCGAGGUGGUGCCCAUCAACACGCAGUACGAGAGCCUGCGCGAGUGCGUAAACACCAUCGGCCGCGAGGAGGGCACGCUGGGCUUCUACAAGGGCUUCGGGGCGGUGCUGGUGCAGUACUCGCUGCAUGCUGCCGUGCUGCAGAUCACCAAGAUGAUCUACUCCGCCCUGCUGCAGAAUGCUUGAGGGACAGAGACAGACAGAGACAGAGACAGGACAUGUCAGACACGUGUCAGACAAGUACGAAGGCACUCACACACUUGGCGCAUACACACUUACGAGCACACCCCAAGAAUAUGAAGAUGGAUUAUAAGGCCUCCAAGGUUUACCUUCUGAAACACCAACACACCAAGCGUCUGUUUGAAGGGGGUGUUUUUGUUUGUUUGUUUUGUUUUUUGUCUUGGCUUUGGUUGGUGAUGGGUUCAUUCCAGAUGACUGUCUUGAUGUGAAUUCCUCAUUUGUGCAUACAUCAAAGGAGAAGUAAAAGUUUAAAAAAAAGACAAGAUCAAGUCAUUCACCUAAUCUACAUGCACUAGUUGAAAUUUAGAGGACACUCUGUAUCUGCAGUAAUGGCUCCGUUUCCAGAGACACUGUCUCAAUGCAUGACAUCUCUGACAUCUGAACAUGUAUGUGUGUUACUGUGGUAAAUCUAAAUCUGGAGUAUAUACUAUAUGCUCUCAAUGUUUAGCUUUGAUUUUGGCCCUCUCAAACACAAGCUCUGUAAGUCUUUUAACGGCAGAUCACACAUGCUUUCUUCUCCUACAAUCUGUGCGGCACUUUCCUCUUCCUCUUGCUUGAUCUGUUCUGAAUAAAUGUUGCUCUUGGAUUGGAUGCGUGGGAAUUCUUGAAGAGGAUGGACUGUGCCAAUUUACCAUAGGUAGAUUUGUAUACAGAUUGUACAGCAAAAAUACAAAUAUACAAAUAGUGUUUAUGUCUUUAAAUUAUUACUUGCACCUUGUGAUGUGUGAUAAUGUGUCAAGUUGUCCAAAUUGUUUGCAUCCACAAGGAUCUGUGACCAGACCUUCUUGGUCAUAUGAAAAUGUGUUCCAUGCAAGGAUGGAACAAAGGAAACAAAUGCACUUCUUGGAGAUGGGGUUUGGCAUUAUGUGAUUUUAAAAGUGAGAAACUGCACAACCCCUCUUUCAUAAAAAAGCUUGUUUUAGCUGUCCUGUGUAGGGGGGAAAAAAUGUUCAUCGCAUUGUCAGUGAAAGAUAUAUUGGAAGGGUGUCAUACCGAGAACUAAAAUAAUAAUAAAAAUAUAUAUAUGAAA
This is a messenger RNA of Clupea harengus (Atlantic herring), 2588 nucleotides long. It is a transcript of the gene slc25a46, whose product is annotated as solute carrier family 25 member 46. Gene Ontology annotation, biological process: axon development; mitochondrial fission; mitochondrial membrane fission. Lineage: Eukaryota; Metazoa; Chordata; Actinopteri; Clupeiformes; Clupeidae. Gene Ontology annotation, cellular component: mitochondrial outer membrane. The record is from RefSeq and is a predicted model, not a curated record.